UUUAAGUCAAUUUAAGUUUUAAAACUGUGACUUUUACGAAGGUGACUUACGGAAAAUGUUUGGUUGGGCAUAUGAAGUUCAUUCCAAACAGAUAACCUACUCAGGGGGGAAAGAUCAAUUAUAAACAAAGUGCUUUCACUGGAUUCAUGAUAUGAUCUGUAGACUUUGCGAUGUCCCGUUCAAGUAGAAAUGUUUCACACGCUACUUAAAAUCUACAUGCCAAAUUUCCUAAUUUGUGUGUUAGCUGAAGCACUAUUGUCUAUUAUCUGUUAUCUUGCAUCAUUACAAUGUGUGGUUUGGUUUGAAACAUGUCUGGGGAGACAUGUUUCAAACCAAAUGAACUGCAUUUAGCAGCGCUCAUUUAGCAGCACUAGGAACUACAGAGCGAUAUUUAGGUCAGAAUUUUGGUAUCUGACCACAGAGUAGAUGCAGAGGAAGUCAACCCCCAGCUCUGUAAGCACAGAUGCAUUUCAAAUAAAUAACAUCGCUUAAGCCUGCAAGUACCCCUUCCUGUAAAACCUCAGAGGCUGAAGCUGCUUGUCCAAAUCUUACUGUGUAAAACUGCUCUGCUCUCCUCUUCAUCGACUCCUCAGGAAUCGGGAAGGUUCGGCGGAAGCCCAGCAUGAGGGACACUGCCUCCAACGCCGACUCCGACUUGUUCGCGGACAACGGGGAGCGGCUGUAUGACCUCAACCUGCCGGCGCUGGUCAAGUUCAGCUACGCGGCCGAGCGCGAGGACGAGCUGUCGCUGGUCAAGGGCACGCGGGUGGUCGUCAUGGAGAAGUGCAGCGACGGCUGGUGGCGGGGCGGCUACGAGGGCCGCUCGGGCUGGUUCCCCUCCAACUACGUGACGGAGGACCCGGACGGCUCGGCGAGCGACGCGGCGCUCUCGCUGACGGAGAAGCUGGCGGCGGCGGUGCACGGGGCCAACGGGAGCGGCUCGCUGCACGCCGUCCAGGCGCUCUACCCCUUCAGCUCCGGCAACGACGAGGAGCUGAGCUUCGAGAAGGGCGAGGUGAUGGAGGUGGUGGAGAAGCCCGAGAACGACCCCGAGUGGUGGAAGUGCCGCAAGGCCGACGGCCAGCUGGGGCUGGUGCCCAAGAACUACGUCACCAUGCUGCAGGACUCCCACGGCAACGCCCCCGGCGACGCCGGCCCGCCCACCCCCGACUGCGACUACAUCGAGCCCUCGGACAGCGGCAGGUUCGCCGGGCGCCAGUGGUACUACGGCAAGGUGACCCGGCACCAGGCCGAGGUGGCCCUCAACCAGAGGGGCGAGGAGGGCGACUUCCUCAUCAGGGACAGCGAGUCUUCGCCCAACGACUUCUCCAUCUCCUUGAAGGCCCGCAGCAAGAACAAGCAUUUCAAAGUGCAGCUGAAGGAGGGUCUCUACUGCAUCGGACAGCGCAAAUUCCACUCCAUGGAGGAGCUGGUGGACCAUUACAAAAAGGCUCCCAUUUUCACCAGCGAACAGGGAGACAAACUCUACUUGAUCAAGGCUCUGACCUCUUCCUGAUCACAGCAGAACUCCAGCACAAAAAACUUCUUCCUGGCUGGUGGAAACUCUAAUCAUUUCAAGAGGCGAUGGAUAAAUCCCUGUGGACUCCUAUGUAUGGGGCAAAGAAACUUCUGGGGUUCCAUUUGGUUAGUUGAUUUCACGAGCCACGGGCUCACAGACAAUUCAGUGUAUGUUGAAUUAAGCAUCUAUAAAUCAUACUUCAGUUCUGUUCAUAUGUAUAAUUUUUAAAGCUUCCUUUGAUUAAAUGUGACAUUUUCUUAAAAAAAAAAAGCGUGAUCGAAAGGUGUAUUAAGUGUCUGUUGUCAAUCCAGCUUGGAGAACUGAGAAUCACACAUUCAAAAAGAUCACAUUUUACCCUCUUCCACUGCCACAGGUAUCUAAGGUGUCACAAUUUUUUACUAACUGUGCAUUCAGAAUAGUUUAUUUUUGUAGAAAAGAUAGUGCUUAGUACUGAGAAAGUGAUUACAAAUGACCAAAGUGUAUUUAUUGGUGGCGUUGGUGCAUGUUCUAGGACAUGGUCCUCACGUGACAGUUUACGGAAGAAAGUUUUUUUGUUGCAGAGUUUAAUGCCUUUGCCAGCACAGGGAUGGGAGUGAUCACUGGUUGCCAUGACAGCUGAAGUGAUGUAUGAUGAGGGUAUUCCUUGAGUGUGGUGGCAGCUUGGACUCGUGUCCCCCGGGGGGGGGGGAGGCCACAUGCGAAUGGGACAUAGUUGCGAGACAUCAGGCCGGCCCUGGUCGGGGUUAUGCCCGUCUCCGUGGAGACGAACCAGGGACAGCAGUGGCCGCAUGGCUUGCUGAUGAAUGAGUCAUGUUAAGUUUUUCACCCCUCUCUUCUCAGACUGUGCGGAGCAUGUGUCUCCCGAUAUGUGUACGUGCCCUUGUGUGUCCAGAUUAGACUGUCAAUUUGCAACAGACGCUGACGUUGGCUGAAGAUGGAGAUGUGUUCUUGUUUGUGGCAGGUUAAAAUUAUAUGUGUGUGUCUGGGGUGUGUGUGACAUGUGUCUAUAUUAUGUUGCAAGAUGGUACCUCUGGUGCAGUUAUGUUUCUCCAAGUGGCAUAAUCUAAGCAGUCACCAGCUAGCACCAGCUAGAGAGGUGUAAAACAUGGUAUGCGGUAACUCUUUGUGCUUAAUGUCUGAAUGCUGUCUUUUUGUGAAUCUUACAUUGUGGUAAGGGAGGCUAAGCAUGUCAGAAAACUCGCUUCUCCUUCAUACCAAAAAAGAAAAAAAAACUACGGUGGCUGCUUAUUGAGAAUGUGGUCUGUAAUGCUGUUCGGAGCUCCUUGUUUUUGAGAAUGCGUCUCAAAGUUUACGGGCUUGACAUGACAAAGAUUGGAAGGGAGGCUGAACCUUGUUCUUUUCUGCCAGGAAACCGGCCUUUUGGCCUGCAUCGAAUGUGAAACGGUCGUUGUUACGGAAACUCUCCCCCCGGGUCUUUGGGAACCGAGCGGGGGGACUUUCCGCGGGAGGGAAAAUGAGCUUGGACGUCAGCCAGGGAGCUCGUCGGAACCUCAAACGAUUUUCCCAGCUGCGGGAGCGUGACCUGUGUACGAGCGCGGGGCGAAGGUUUUUUGGGAUCGCAGAUGGAAAAGUCAACGGACGCACGUAGGGAGAAACCGUUUCUGGAUUAGAUUUUGGUGGAUGUGAGUCAGGCUCAAUAGACGCAUAAAACGGGUGGACUUUCAGUACCCCGGUGCGAGUGAGUGAAUAAGUGAGUGAGUGAGAGAAGAAGGGAGGAGUGGAGCAGUGGAGGAGUGGUCAGAUGCUAGUGCUUGGGUCCUUGUGAAUUUGUGCCUUUGCCACUGCUUUCCAAACCAAAGGUCUAGCGUCACUGUCGACAGGUGGUUUUUCACAACUCAUUUGAUGUUUUUUUUUUCUUUGAAUAUGUGCGUCAUCGGAUUCUGAAACUGAUAUGUGGCAGAAAUGUGCUGACGCUCACAACACAUUCUGCAACUUCCUCGUUGCGCUAAUUUCUGUGGCCAUUCAAAAAAAUAUGUAUUUAAUUCGACCCGACUUAAUGAAAGAGCACGGCAUGCUGAAUACAUGAUUUGGAUGUAUUUCAAAUAAGAUUCAUGUCUGUAGUAUCAAGUGACCUUAACAGACUAUACUGUAGGUUGAUUUUUUAAUAAUCUGUGAUAUGCUUAGAUUACGAUUUAGCCUACCUGUAUAGUAGUUGCCCGGUAAUGGUGAUUUAUAAUAGUUUUUAAAGUCAUUCCAGAUAUAACAUUAUACAGGAUUAUACCAGGGCCACUGCCUUUUGUAUAUUGGAAUUUAUUUUCUCUUUGGCAGCCUUGUGAAAUAUGGAAGAAAGUAUCGUUCUUCAGUUUCAUGCUCUGCACAGUAUUGCUGAUGGGGUCACUCACCUUUGCUUUGAAAUGAAUAUAUAAAUAAAUAAAUAUAAAACAGCCCUUCUGAGUUUCUCAGUGAAAAUCUCCCAUCAGGCUUUAUGAUUGAGCUUGAACUAUCAAAACUUGCUUGUAUUCCCCCAAAUCCCAGCAGUUCCUAGUACCACAAGAUGCUGCUUAUCCAAGGUCUAUUUGGCAACCUCUGGUGAGAAUUGAAAAGAUUCUAACUGCUCCCCCAAUUCAGACAGAUUUUGAACCCCAAGGAAAUCUUUCUUCUUCUUUUUCAAGUUCUACAUUUCAGGCCGGAGAUUGGAUAAGGUGCAGCUUGUGGGAUGUGAAAUAUAGGUGCACAGGGUAGGUGUGAACAGUGGGGCCACAAUGUGAAAAUGAAAAAAAAAACUGUUUUAUAGAGCUGGGAGUUUAUUCUCUUCUAAUUCAGCAAGAUAUAUGCGUGCUCACAGAAAAUAAUAAAAUAAAAUGGCUGACUUAAAUGAACAUUGUCUGGUCUUUAUAUUUGAGACACUGAAAACGAAGUACUUCCAACAAGCUCAGCUCUGAAUUUGAAGCAGCCAUCAUUUAGUGUAACCAGUAAGUAGCAUUUCAGCCAUUGAUUUGCUGAAUCAAACUUGGAGGCAGGGUCCUAGUCCUGAUUAAGUGGCUUAUUCUGAGAUAAUAUACAUAAUAUAUAAUAUAUAGUAUGUACUUGAUGCACAGCAUCAGCCAUAACCACCUUGAAACUCUGGCCAUCCAAUGGUAGGUUUGUAAACACGCUGGCCCGAGGUCAACUCAAAGACGGGUGUUCUAGGCUGUUAUCAGUGUUGUAGUUUCUGACUUACUGCUUUGCACGCAGUGUUAGUCACGGCAUCACAAAGUUAUAAAGGAUUAUGGACCAUCUGUAAAUUCAUCUGAUUUGUGCUGUUUACAAACAUGAAUAUCCUUCAUUUUUGAAGGAUGUUCAUAUUUCAGACCAUUAACUCUCUUAGUCUGAAAGGAGCUUUCAUCAGCAAGCAAAUUCCAAUAAAUCAUUGGUGGGUUUUUGGAGGGUAGAUUAAUGCUUUCCAAAAAGAUUUAAUUCAUACUUACAGUAAUGCAACAGUACCAUGUCACUAUGUCCUCUCAACAUAAUAAAUGGUUUUGCAUGAA
Messenger RNA from Anguilla rostrata (American eel), 5007 nucleotides. RefSeq names its product NCK adaptor protein 1b (gene nck1b). The coding region runs from base 623 to 1516 and encodes 297 amino acids. The transcript has 3 exons. Lineage: Eukaryota; Metazoa; Chordata; Actinopteri; Anguilliformes; Anguillidae. Gene Ontology annotation, molecular function: ephrin receptor binding; receptor tyrosine kinase binding; signaling adaptor activity. Gene Ontology annotation, biological process: negative regulation of endoplasmic reticulum stress-induced eIF2 alpha phosphorylation; signal transduction; cell migration. The record is from RefSeq and is a predicted model, not a curated record.